This is a messenger RNA of Paramecium sonneborni, 2122 nucleotides long. The record is from the annotation of a GenBank genome assembly. Lineage: Eukaryota; Ciliophora; Oligohymenophorea; Peniculida; Parameciidae.
AUUAUGAGCCAAUUACAAGAGUUAAUUGAUUUUUCUGGGGAAGACUUACCCAUUGAAUAUAUUAAGAGAGGAAGUGAAGAAAUCGAAAAAAUAAAUAAAGACUUCUUGUCUGGCUUUCCUAAAUUGAAUUUCAAUUCCAAUCAUAAUAUUCUUCUUAUUGGAUUACCAAAAGUAAAAGAAGAAAUGAAAUCUAAACUUACAAUAGCACUCAAAGGAUAUCUCAAAAAGAACAACUAUAUUUAAUUUGUAGAUAUUGAACUUAAUAAUCUUGGUUAAGCUAUCUUAUCAUAUGAAAAUGAAGAUUAAGCAUAAUAAGCAGCAGAAUAGAUAACUAAUUAAAAUUUUGAUGCUAAACAUCAAUUAUUAGCCUUUACUUAAAAAUAAAUAAAUCACAUCAAUCAAACCGCAGAAUAUACACCAAUUGCACUCAAAUCUAGAUAAGAGUUACUAGCAUUUCAUAAAGAUCCUAGAGCAGCUGUUACUAUUGUAUAAGAAAAGACUAAGCUCUCACUCAAAUGGUUAAAUUCAUUAGAAAAGAAAUUAGAAGAUAAUGUUAAUGAAAAGAAAUUGCCAUCAUAUGACAGAUUACAAUGGUCACCUUUAGGUUAAUAUUUAGUUUUAUUCACUGAAAAUGAAUUCUCACUUUAUGGAGCUUAGGAACUUGAAUAAUUGCAUAUAUUUGAACACAAAAGAGUUUCAGAAUUAUUAUUUAGUCCAGAUGAACAAUAUAUGAUAAGUUUUGAUGGAUUACAAGUAUAAAUAUAUAAUCAUAUUUUAGCAAUUUAUUAUUUGGAAUAUUAGAGAAGAAAGAUAAUUGAGAUAAAUUGUAUUAUAAUAAUCAUCUAUAAAACAAUUCAAAUUUAAUAAAGAUAAUAAAUGGUUAGCCUUAUAAACUUAAGAUGAAAUUUAAAUUUAUGAAGCACCUGAAUUUUAUCAGAAAAAUUAAUUAAAUCUUAAGGCUGUUGGAGUUAAACAAAUUGAAUGGGUUCCUUAAACUAAUUAUCUUGCAGUUGUUUGCUAUGGGAAAGAUAUUAAAACUCAAAUUUUCUUACAUGACUAUAAACGAAAUAUUGAUGUUAAAUGGAGAAACAUUGCAUUUGAAAUUGAUAGCAUUCAAAUUUUUGUACAUACAUAUGGAAAAUGGGUAGCUACUCUGAUAAAAAAAAAACAAAAGAAUAAAGUUUUUGCAACUACAAUUCAAGUAGGUAAUUUAAAUAGAAUUGAUCCAUUUGAAAUCGAUGAACACACAAUUAAUGAGGAUGUUGAGAGUAUAUUUCCAGAACUUAAUACUGGAAAAUUUGGAUUAUCUUAUAGAGAAAAAGAUAAAUAAUAAAAACCUACUUAAUAGUUUACUUUCCAUCUUUAUUCAGUUUAAGAAGAUUCUAAAAAAGGAAUAAAAUUACAUUAACUUGGAGAAUAAAAAGGAAGAGAUACAAAUGAAUUGUUAUGGGCAUCAAAUGGAGUAAAGAAUGAUAUAAUUUUAGAAUUAUUUUGCUAUGGUUAAUAAAACAAAAAAUUCACCUGAUUAAGGAAAGGUUGAAUUUGGCCAGAUAUCAAGAAAGAAUGAAUAAUUAAUAAUAGAGAUAACAAAAUCAACAAAUCAUUUUUAUAUGAGUCAUGCCUAAUGGGAUCCAACAGGAAUAGUAAUAGUUUUUAAUAAUUACUCUAGUAUUUCAUAACAAUGAGUGAUUUGUGGCAUAGUGUAAAUAUUUGGAGUGCUAUAGGAGAAUAAUUAAUAAAAGAUACUGUGACUAAGAUUACAGAUAUUCAUUGGAGAAACAAACCAAUUCAUUUAUUAUCAUUAAAAGAGGAAUAAGAAUUAUAAAACAAUUCAAAGUAGUUUGUAAAGAAAUAUGAAGCUGAAGAUGAUAAAAUUCUGAAUAAAGCUAAAUAUGAUAGAGAAUAAAAGAGAAAAGAAAUGAAAGAAUAAGUAAGUAUUAAAAUGAGAAUUUUAGUUUACUCAAUAUCUCAAUGAUAAAAAAAAGAUUUAUAAUGAUACUAAAGAACAAAGAAUAAAAUUAUUAGGUUGGAAUGAUGAAGAUCCAAAAAAUUUUGUUUUGUAUCAAAAAAUAAUUAAAGAAGAAAUAGUAAAUUGAUGAUGUAUAUUUACAAAAAUAAUAAC